AUGAAUAAUGGAAGUCCAGCUCAGCCACCGGCUCCUCAGCACCCUCAGGCGGGAUCUGUGCCCAACUCCCCAUCUUUCCCUCCCAAUCCGUCCGGAGAUGGUUCCGCACCUUACGAUCCUGAUGCCCCCAAAUACUUUUUUCAGGAGAAAUAUGCACCGUUAAAUGUGAAGGGUAACUUUUUGACGCUAUGCGCUUGUCCUAAGAAUGUGGAAUUGGGGGAAUGGUUGGCCCAUCAGAUCGUUGAGCAGUAUCGAUUGCUUCACGGCAUGCUCCAAGUCAUCCAGGAUAUCAAUACCGUUACUGGCCUUCCCAUCUGCAACGAGGCCACGUGCCCCACUAUGUCGGCUGGCCGCUUGACAUACACCUGGCUUGUAGAUGGCCGCGCCGCGAAAAUCUCGGCUCCCAAGUUCAUUAACCGCGUGGAGAAAUGGAUUGUUAGCAAGAUCCAUGACCCCGUCAUGUUCCCCACGGACAAAGUCACCGGCAUGCCCGAGACCUUUGCAAUCCACGAGGCUGGUGGCACAAACCCGUCCAGCCCGGGUAUGAAUGCCCCUGGAGAGGAGUGGAUUGGCAAGUCUAGUGGUUUCCCCCAAACUUUUUACAAGGACUGUCAAGGCAUCAUGAAACAAAUGUUCCGUUGUUACGCUCAUCUGUACCAUGCGCAUUGGCUGAACCCUUUCUGGCACAUUAAUAAGCAUGACAUCCUCAACAUGUGCUUGUCCACUUCGUUACUGUCGCAAACUGGCAGCACCUCCACCCGUAACUCGAACCUCACGGUGUGCAAGUAG
Messenger RNA from Aspergillus tanneri, 789 nucleotides. RefSeq names its product Mob1/phocein family protein. Gene Ontology annotation, biological process: positive regulation of protein phosphorylation; cell division; signal transduction. Gene Ontology annotation, molecular function: protein kinase activator activity. Gene Ontology annotation, cellular component: nucleus; cytoplasm. NCBI's taxonomy places the organism in Eukaryota, Fungi, Ascomycota, Eurotiomycetes, Eurotiales, Aspergillaceae. The record is from RefSeq and is a predicted model, not a curated record. The transcript has 4 exons. The coding region runs from base 1 to 789 and encodes 262 amino acids.